Molecule: messenger RNA, 1667 nt
Organism: Suncus etruscus (white-toothed pygmy shrew)
Lineage: Eukaryota; Metazoa; Chordata; Mammalia; Eulipotyphla; Soricidae
Gene: LCP2
Product: lymphocyte cytosolic protein 2
Exons: 23
Coding region: 1-1578 (525 amino acids)
Biological process (GO): cell surface receptor protein tyrosine kinase signaling pathway; intracellular signal transduction
Molecular function (GO): protein binding
Source: RefSeq, a predicted model, not a curated record
AUGGCACUGAAGAGGGUGCCUUUCCGCUCAGAGGUCCUAACCUGGGACCCGGACAGCCUGGCGGACUAUUUCAAGAAGCUGAACUACAGGGACUGUGAAAAGGCAGUGAGGAAGUUCCACAUCGAUGGGCCACGGUUUUUGAACCUGACAGAAAAUGAUAUCCAGAAGUUCCCUAAGCUCCGGGUGCCGAUUCUCAGCAAAUUAAGUCAAGAAAUCAACAAGAAUGAGGAGAGAAAGAGCAUUUUCACUCGCAAACCUCCAGUUCAGCGGUUUCAGGAAGAUACAGAGAGCCAUGAAGAAGACAAUGGGGGCUGGUCAUCUUUUGAGGAAGAUGACUAUGAAAGUCCCAAUGAAGACCAGGAUGGGGAGGAUGAUGGUGACUAUGAGUCCCCAAAUGAGGAAGAGGCAGUGCCAGUAGAAGAAGAUGCCGACUACGAGCCACCGCCCUCCAAUGAUGAGGAGGCAAUGCAGAACUCCAUACUGCCUCCCAAGCCCUUAUCUGACUCCAUGUACAUAGACCGUCCCCACUCUGGGACAGGCACACAGCAACCACCAGCACCCCCGCAAAGAAGCUUUGACACCAAGCCGCCCCCACCCGCUGCCAGGAAUCAUGUGCCCCCACCAUCCCAGUCCAGCCAUGGAGAACCUAGCAGAAACAAAAACCAUAGAACUCCAAAAUUACCGGCUCCUUCCAUAGACAGGAGCACCAAGCCUGCCCUGGACUGGUCACUGGCUCCAGCUGACAGAGAGCCCUUCCUGCCAGGGAUGAAACCAGCGUUUUCUAAUAAGCCCCCCACCCCGGAAAGGCCACUUGGGGAGAUUUUACCCAAGAUCCAAAAGCCUCCUCUACCACCAGCCACAGAAAGGCGUGAAAGCAGUCGCCCUUCGGUAGCGGCCAGACCUCCUGUGCCCAGGCAUGGAUGGGGACCCAACCGAAGAGAGAAUGAUGAAGAUGAUGCUCUUCAAAGACCUUUGCCCCAGCCAGCACUGGUCACAAAGACUGCCAACACCUUUCCUUCAAGAUACCCUAAACCGGCUUCCAAUUUCUCCCUCCCAGCAGCUCACACACCUGGAGGAUUCUCAGAAAGCCAUUCAUCUUUUCAGCAAAGCAACUCCUUGCCACCAUAUUUCUCUCAAGGCCCCAAUAGUAGACCGAGUCCAAGAGGGGGAAACAGGCCUCCAGUUUCCAGCAAGCCUCGGCCACCAUCCCCUAGGGAAGAGAAUUCUUUAAACCAACAGUGGUACGUUUCCUAUAUUACCAGACCGGAAGCAGAAGCUGCUCUUAGAAGGAUAAAUCAGGAUGGCACUUUUCUGGUGAGAGAUAGCUCUAACAAAACAAUAACAAACCCAUAUGUCCUCAUGGUAUUGUACAAAGGUAAAGUUUACAACAUCAAGAUUCGUUACCAGGAAGAAAAUCAAGUUUACUUGUUGGGAACUGGUCUCCGAGGAAAAGAGGACUUUCUGUCUGUGUCAGAUAUUAUCGACUACUUCAGGAAAAUGCCACUUCUGCUCAUUGAUGGGCAAAACCGAGAUUCCAGAAACCAAUGCACAUUAACACAUGCUGCUGGUUAUCCCUAGCAAGUUGGAGAAGCAGAGGAACUUCAUUAAAUUCUUUAAUAUAAACUUAAUGGUUUUGUUCAUUCACUCAGAAAAUGGUUUGAAAUGAA